UCGAGCAGUUUCUCCGCUGCAGCAGCAGUUCGUUUUCGUCGUCGUAUUUUCGCAUUUGCAUCGCCUGAAAGUGGUUCCGGAUGGCAGUGAUAUUUUUGUGAAAAUUCCAACUUUAAUCCCAUUUUUCCGGUAGAAAGUGUUGCGGAAAACCGUGCACUCCCCCCGGGGGAAGAUAGUUACGAACAAAUAGUGCUGUGGUUUGGUGCAGGAAGCGAAAAAAAACUCGAGUGAAAAAAGUUCCUACGCUCAUCCGAUAGUGAGGAAGCAGAAAAAGGCCGAGCGCUACGAAAUUAUUGCCGUGCCGAAGAAAAAGAAAGGAGGACCCGAGAAACGAACAGAAGAGAGGAGGAAAAGAACUUAAACAACAACCAUGGACAGCCCGUGUGAAUCUGAAAGCUCUCUCGAUGGUGGAGCGAUGCUUCCACCGAGCCCGGUGUCGCGGGAGCAGCUACAGAAACGCAUCGAAAGUUUAACUCAACAGAACAAAGUGUUGAAAGUUGAAUUAGACACCUACAAAAUCCGUGUAAAGGUUAUCCAGGAAGAGAAUCGUGCACUGAGACAGGCUUCAGUCAUUAUUCAAGCAAAAGCCGAACAAGAGGAGGAAUACAUUUCAAACACACUAUUGAAGAAAAUCCAAGCCCUGAAAAAGGAGAAGGAAACACUAGCCCAUCAUUACGAGCGGGAAGAGGAAUGUCUUACCAACGAUUUGUCGCGUAAGCUAGACCAGUUGCGGCAAGAAAAAUGCAAACUGGAGCUUACCCUGGAGCAAGAACAGGAAUGCCUGGUCAAUAAGUUGAUGCGAAAGAUUGAAAAACUCGAAGCGGAAACAUCCGCCAAGCAAAAUCACCUGGAACAAUUGCGCCGAGAGAUGGUGGAACUGGAGAAUACACUUGAGCAAGAGCAGGAAGCAUUGGUCAAUAAGCUCUGGAAGCGAAUGGACAAGCUGGAAGCCGAGAAACGUUCGCUACAAAUCAAGCUAGAUCAGCCGGUAUCAGAUCCAACCAGUCCGAAAGAAAUCAACCACCGUAACGAGAACGGUAACGACACUGCCUCGCAGCUCACGGCUCAUAUUCAAAACUUGCGUUCGGAGGUGGAUCAACUGCGCAACAACUUGGCAGCGGCAGCAAAAGAAAGUCAGGAGAAAUCUCAGCACUUUGCUCAAGAGGAGAAAUGUAUUCGCGAUGAGAACAAGCGAUUACAACGAAAGCUACAGCAGGAAGUAGAACGUCGUGAAGCCCUAUCUCGUCAUCUUUCCGAGUCGGAAUCGUCUCUCGAGUUCGAAGAGGAGCGAUUGUUCAACGAAAAUGUGUCUGCAUUCGCUGCAGGUAGUAGCAGCCAUCGACCCAUCAGCCCCGGCGGAUUAACCCGUUGUCACGCAUGCGGUCAGCUGGUCAGUCGCCGAGCCAGCGAACGUUUCAUCAAACCAGCGAUUCCAAUCGGUUUGAACACUUCGGCACCAAAUAUGCUUCAUCACACUAGCGCCGGACCAGCGUCGUGUCAGGCAGGGGCUAGUGGCCACUUCCCGGUGAUUUCCUCCUCUGGUGCCGGAACAGGUGGCGGGGGAGGCAUGAGCUCACUCAACAGUAGCAUCUCUUCGUCAUCGACACAUAACACUAGCAGCAACAUUUCCUUUAGUGGAAACUCGUCCUUCGUACAGCCGGCCAGUCCAAUGGAUACCUCAAUGUGUAAGGACUAAAUAUGCCUCUCGAAUAUACGGGAAAGAGAGAGGUACAUAACGCGUUACACAUUAACAUAACUACGAUGAUACUAGAUAAACACACGAGAUGAAUCAUCUCCAAUGCGGCCAACAUGCUCGCAAACAUAAGUUUAAAGAGAUCGAGGAAUAACCAGCAUAAUUAUCUGGAAUGUGCGUGGAAUGCUCCUAUUGUUAUUGAUUUAUCAUUUUUAGUAUCCUAUUAUUUACCGAUUAGUCAACUACAUACAUAUAUAACAUAUACAAAAAAAUUUAGAACAGCUACCUACAUAACGUUCAUCGACUUGAGUGUGCCGAGUAUCGGAAGUAAAAUCGACGACACGAUUGGAGAUGAGCCAGGAUCUAUAUCCCUCAUCGGAAUGCGAAAUUUGCAGGUCUAUUCCCGGACGACGAAGGCGCGUAGGUUUGGUAGUGCUUGAACUGGUGUGAGAUCGUUCACACUUUUGCUGUAUUCAAGAGCGUGAAUUGUCCCAUUCAUUAGGAUUAGUGAUAUGUUUUGGUUAACCAAUAAUGUUUGGAAGUGAACUUUUUUUUUAUUAAAACAUCAGAUUCGGACAGGAAGGAAUGGAAGUUUUCUUUUAUUUUAGACAUUAUUCUUUGUACCAAGAUGGUCACCAAUGUAAGUGUAAGCGGUUUAUUUUUUAAGCGAGGUUCUCAAAAGGAUGCAAUCGAAGUUACGAAAAAACUAUUGAGAAAUGCAUUCUCUCCAUAGAGAGCAAGAAAGGACAAGAUUGGCAUUUAACUUUUUUGAAGAAGGUUGUUUUAAAUUGUAAAUUGAAGGUAUCCGUUAUGACAGUAGCGCAGAUUCUCAAGGGGCUUAGGCGGCAUCCACAAAUUACGUAACGCUCUAGGGGGAGGGGGGAGUAGGCUCAAGCGUUACGGCUCAUACAAAAAUUUUAAAUUUUUCAUACAAAAAGCGUUACGGAGGGGGGGAGGGGUUCAAAAAUUUCCAAUUUUAGCGUUACGUAAUAAAUUGACGCUGCCUUAUAUAUGAAUGAAGCCUUCCUUAACCAAGUGGUAACGUUCGCGGCUACGAAGCAAAGUCAUGUUGAAGGACUCGAUUCAAGGUCGGUUCAGACUCUUUUCGUAAUGAGAAUGUCCUUGACUUCUCUGGGUAUAAAUUAUCAUCGUGCCUAUCACACGUCUCGUUGCUAUCGUGUAUGCGAAAAUAUCAACUUGAGCAAAUAAAGCUAUCGAAGUGAACAUGAAAGUGCUCUUAGAACACUAAGCUGAGAAGCAAGUGCCGGUGGGGACGUAACGUCAAGAAAAUGAUGAAUUUCCGUGGAAGUUCCCAACAGAAGUUUUAAAUGAACCUCAUGAGAGGAAUCCUUGAAAAAAAUCCUAAGAAAAUCCCUGUAAACACUACGUAGAGACUGAUUGAAUGGAUUUCUGAAGGCACCCCCGGUGAAUUCUUUAGAGUAACUUCUGAAAAAAAAAUCCUUAGGGAAACGUGUAGUGUGUUAUCACCAAAGAGGAGGAAUCCCUGGAAAAAUCCUAGGAUGAAUUACUGGCACCUACUUGAAAGGGUUACUUUUGGAAAUCCCCUAAAAAGUCAUAGGUUUUAUAAAUCCCCUAAAAAUCAUAGAGGAAGGCUUUAUAAAUUCUUGGAGUAUCAAUUUAGAGGAACUGCAGAAACUCCUAAAGAAAUGCCAGGAAAAAAUCCUCAAGAAAUCUCUGGAUGAGUUUCUAGGGGUCUCCGAAAAACUCAAUGAACUGACGGAUGCCUGGAUAAUUCCCUAAAGUUAUUCCUGGAAAGAUUUCUAAAGACUUCUAAAUUUCAAGAUUAUUUCGCUGGAAAAGCUCUUGGUAGAAUCUCGGGAUAAGUUCCUGCAGGAAUGUCCUGGAUAAUUCCCUGAAGGAAUUCCUGGAAUAAUUCCCAAAGACUUCUAAACUUCAAUAUUGUUUCGCUGGAUUGUUUCGUUGGGGGGUCUUCCUUAGCCGAGUGUUUAGCGUCCGCGGCUACAAAGCAAAACCAUGCUGAUGGUGUCUGGGUUCGAUUCCCGGUCAGUCCAGGAUCUUUUCGUAAUGGAAAUUUCCUUGACUUCCCCUGGGCAUAUAGUACAUAUCAUCGUACCUGCCACACAAUAUACGAAUGCGAAAAUGACAACUUUGGCAAAGAAAGCUCUCAGUUAAUAACCUUUGAAGUGCUCAUAAGAACAUUAAGCUGAGAAGCAAGCCCUGUGCCAGUGAGGAUGUAAUGCCAAGAAGAAGAACGUUCAUACCGUUUCAAAAACUUUUCCUAAAUGAGCUAUUACGAAAGGUCCCACUUACUGCGGGAUACCUUUCUUGGUGAUUUUCGACUAUAUUAGUUAUUGUGUUGAAUUUUCUGGCAAACAAUCUGAAUAAAUUGACGAAACAAUCAUAUUCGCUCCAACGUUUCGAUCCCGAUUUGGAACUUCAUCAGGGGAUCUGUAUUUUAUUGACAGAUGUAGCAUAAAAUGGAAGUAUUUGUACAUUCAUAAGAAAAGGGAGGGAUUAAACACUUUAUAUAAAAAAUAACGUUCCUUUCGCUGAAAAUACCGAUAGUACGAACAUUUGAAACAUAAGCCGCUUUUCUCAAUAGGUGCCUACUUGGUAUUGAAAAUGUAUCCAAUGCAAAUCACAAUGCUCAAUGGUGGAAUCAUAAUUCUCCUAUGUAACAAAAUAGAUCAUUGAGAAAAUCACCUUCGAUGUGAAAAAAUGUGUUUUAAAAAUUACAUUUUUUUUAUUUUAAGCGAUUUUUAUUAUCCUUCAAUUUCUUUAACAAAGAGAAAAAUCCUGCUUCGUUUGAGAUUGAAAAAAAAAAUGCUCCAAUGUGAAAAAAUGACAAAAAAUGUUCAAAAUCUUUCAUUCCAACCCAACGCUCUCAGUUCAGAAAAUUUUGUAGACACCCGGUAUAGAAUAAAAAGACGUUGUCCUACGUCAAAAUGUUACAAGGCCCAAUGAGGCUUCCACCGGCAGUGUGAGUAUUCACUUUAAAAAUCCUUUCGAUAUGGGAUGGUUUUUUAUCAUCAUUAUAUUAUUAUCGUACUAAAACAUUAAUCGAACGGUGAAAUUACAUCUGAACUAUUAUUACCUACUAAUAGUUGAAUUUUAAAAUGUUGCUAGUUAUUGUAACCGUGAGAUGAAUCAUAGUGAAUAUCAAAUCUGCGUGAAGCGACGAAUGGAGCACAGAAAGGCACAUUUUUCAUAGGACGAAAACAGCACGAAAGCUUACAAACGACGCAGCCCGAAACAGGAAACUAGAAUUGAAACAGGAAAGUACUUAUGUAAGUCAUACCACACAUAAAUGCAACACGAAAAAAUACAACAUUUUUUAUUUUAUAAUAAAGUUUAAAAUAACAAACAAAAAACUCGCAAUCGCUUACAACAUAUUAAAAAAAAAGCCGUAGCGUAGAUCGUAUGGUGAACAACAUAGCAAAGUAAGCACAUAGGUAUUGCAAUCUAUCAUCAAAUGGUCACCUACGAGUGAGGAAAACACAAAACAGAAUUGUAGUCAUUUAACAACAGUCAAUAAAAUAGCAAGAAUGCUCAUUUCAAGUCAGUCCUAGAAAAGGAUUGCCAUCGCAGCAACGGAUUCAUAAUGUAGUUCAAUAGAUAGCAUACUUGUUGAUCAUACAGAAACAAUCAGAGUAACGCAAAGCUCCAUCCCUUCUGCAUAAAUUCAAGCAUUCAGUCGUUCACUAUUCAACUAGGAACAUAUGAACAAGUUUGAAAAGGCAAGGUUAUCGUUGUAAGAGAAACUUUUUCGAACGACAAAAAUAUAGUGUACACGAUUGUCGCGGAAGGAGUUUGAGAUUGUCAUGAAACUUAUGUAAAUACUUGUUACGGCGAGUUAUGUUUUCGGUCAAAAUUAAAUUUUCUGAUGUAUUUGUACAUGUCAGAAUGCUGAAAAUUACAUGUGAUCGUUAAAAAUUUCAGCUCUUUUGACUCAGUUUCAUGGAAACCGGCAUUCUUUUGUUAAAUUUACAACAAUAAAUGGCUAGUUUCCUCAACAGUCAAAUUCGCAGUUUAGACUUUAAAAAAUGUCAUGCGGAGGUUUCUGCGAAAGUUGGAAACCAACCGAAAUCAUUCAAUCAUGCAACUCGAUGUAAGCCACAUAAGAAUCCAUAAGUACACGUUUAAAAGAAAAACUUCGGGCCUUCUCCAACAAAAUGUUCUGCUGUUUCUACAAGCAAGCAACGUGUUUCGUCCGUCAGCAAAAAUGCUUUAUAAUUAUUACUCUGAAAGCAACUUUUAUUUUAUUUUAUUUUACUAUACAGGAUCAUUGAUUAAUAAAUUAUCGUAAUAAACGUUA
Aedes aegypti (yellow fever mosquito) is the source of this 5990-nucleotide messenger RNA. RefSeq names its product coiled-coil domain-containing protein 6. The record is from RefSeq and is a predicted model, not a curated record. The coding region runs from base 371 to 1696 and encodes 441 amino acids. Lineage: Eukaryota; Metazoa; Arthropoda; Insecta; Diptera; Culicidae. The transcript is spliced from 5 exons.